This is a messenger RNA of Psylliodes chrysocephalus, 390 nucleotides long. The record is from the annotation of a GenBank genome assembly. Lineage: Eukaryota; Metazoa; Arthropoda; Insecta; Coleoptera; Chrysomelidae.
AUGAAUAAUCCAUCUACCGUGAAGCAUAUAUUACAAUAUGUAAAAGCUGGAACGGAAAAAGGAAAGUGCUUUUCCACAACAUCUAUAUUUAGCAAAUAUAAGGCCCUUGGCGGGUUAGACUCAAAGCGAACUAUAAUUAAUCAUCUAGAAAGGACUCUAGCUGGACAAAUUGGCAUUGUAAGGUCCAAAAAGGCAAACGUACCUUCAGUUGUUUUACCUCCUAUUGAUCAAUCUGAAACCGUUCACGCAUAUAUAGAAGAAGCUUCGUCAUCAGAUUAUACACCUAUGUUUACAGUUACUUCCGAGUUAGCUCAGGUCAUAAAAAAUUGCACCGAUAUCAAUUCUCAGUUAGAUAAAAUUCCAAACAUAGAUAACUACUCCGAUUUAUAG